Molecule: messenger RNA, 876 nt
Organism: Caenorhabditis remanei
Lineage: Eukaryota; Metazoa; Nematoda; Chromadorea; Rhabditida; Rhabditidae
Exons: 2
Coding region: 1-876 (291 amino acids)
Biological process (GO): innate immune response; cell wall macromolecule catabolic process; signal transduction
Molecular function (GO): lysozyme activity
Source: RefSeq, a predicted model, not a curated record
AUGCUCAAGCUUGUCGCCCUUACUUUCCUCUUCGCUUUGGUUUCUGCCAGACCACAAGAUGUCGAUUCCAACAGAAUCGUUGCACUCCCAGAAGACAACUUCAAAGUAACUGAAAUUGGAUUCGAGAAGAUUGAAGCCAAGCCAGCACCAGCCGUUGUCAGCGUUGAUGCCACCUACGCGUAUGGAGUAGACCUCGCCGUUCCAGCCACUCUUGCUCAAAUGAAUUGUCUCAAGACAUCCAGAUAUGCCGCUGUAUUCCUUAGAGCUUUCGCUCCAACUGGUUCUGGAAUCUUCGACACCACCUCUGUCAACAACAUCAGAAACGCCUACUCCGCUGGAUUGGGAAUCGAGGUUUACAUGACUCCACAGCCACUUUCAUCCCUUCAAGGAUACCAACAAUUGGAUCUUCUUUAUAACGGACUUACCAACAAUGGAAUCACUAUUCGAUCAGUUUGGAUUCAGGUUACCUCCCCAGCCAACUGGCAAAAAUCCGCCACUACCAACGUCAACUUCCUCAACAGCAUCAUCUCCCGUGCCAAGCAAUACGGACUUACCGUCGGAAUCUACACCAACCAAUAUGACUGGAGCCAGAUCACUGGAAACUGGGCUACGUUGAGCUCUGAUGUUCUUCUCUGGUACUGGCAUGUUCUCGGAGGAGGUGUCACCGGAGAAACCCCAGCUACAUUCGAUGACUUCCGUGCUUUCGGAUCAUUCAGGGCUGCCUCUGUCAAACAAUUCGCUCAAGUUGAAUCUGUUUGCUCCUUGACUGUCAACCGUGAUGUGUAUGCUGUUGGAAUUCCAGCUGCUGCUUCGGCUAAGAAGAACGUGAUCGUUGAUAGCAACAAGAUUGUUGUCGGUGGAGUCAUUGGAUUCUAA